Aphidius gifuensis is the source of this 1767-nucleotide messenger RNA. It is a transcript of the gene fax, whose product is annotated as failed axon connections. The record is from RefSeq and is a predicted model, not a curated record. Gene Ontology annotation, cellular component: cytoplasm. The coding region runs from base 54 to 881 and encodes 275 amino acids. Lineage: Eukaryota; Metazoa; Arthropoda; Insecta; Hymenoptera; Braconidae. The transcript is spliced from 3 exons.
AAAAUUUUAAUGAAUAUUAUAUUUUUUUUUAAUUUCAGAAUGUUGAUCAUAAAAUGAAAUUUCGCUCGAAGAAAGGACAAUUACCAUUUGUUGAAUUGAAUGGUACUGAAAUUGCUGACAGUGCAAUUAUACUCAAAGAAUUGAGUCAAAAAUUUAAAAAAGAUUUAGAUGUUAAUCUAACAAAUGAACAACGUAUUAUAUCACAUGCAAUGAUAUCAAUGAUUGAAAAUCAUCUUGUUUGGGUUAAUUGUUGGUGGCGUAGUAAGAAUACAGAUCUUGUAUUAAAAGGUUACAAAAUUAAUUUACAACAUGCUGUUGGUUCAAUAUUUCCAAAUGGAAUAUUAAACUUUUUCUUUAAAUUUUCAUAUGCAAGAAAGGGUGCAAAGAAAUUAAAAGCUCAAGGAAUGGGUGUUCAUACUGCUGAAGAAAUUGAACAAUUUGGUUGUGAUGAUUUAAAAGCACUUUGUGACCUUUUAGCUGACAAGCCAUUCUUCUUUGGUGAUGAACCAACAACUUUGGAUGUUGUUGCAUUUUCACUAUUGGCACAAAUAUUGUACAUUGAAAAAUCAACUCCAUAUUCAUUGAGAGACUAUAUGGAAACAAAUUGUCCAAAUUUAGUUGGUCAUUGUUCACGUAUGAAGGAAAGAUGUUUUCCAGAUUGGGAAGAAAUGUGCAAUACACUUGACAUGAAUACUCAUUUACCAAAACCACCAAAAGAAGAAGAAAAAGAAAGUAAAGAAGAUAAAAAAGAAACAAAAGAAUCAAAAGAAGGUAAGGAAGGUAAAGAAGGUGAUAAAGAAAAAGCUGAUGGAGAAGAAAAAGAAGGUGAAAAAGAUAAAGAAGUUGAUGAAAAUAAAGAAAAAGAAAAAAAUACAAAUUAAUAAAUCUUACAAUUAAACAAACUGCUAUUAAAAAAAAUCAUUUAAAAUGAUUAAUAAUAAAAAAAAAGUAUGACAACUGAAAUGAAAAUACCGAUGAUAAUUUUUAAAUCAUUUUUUUUUUUUUUUUACUAUCAAUAAAUGCAUGGAAUGAAAAGAUAAAUGAAUGACUAUAAAUAAAUAAGUCAAAUGCUAAAUUGCAUCAUACGAUUAAAACGUAGAAAAUUUAUAUAAGAAAAGAAAAAAAAAAAAAAUGAAACGAAGAGUCUGGAAGAAUUUACGAGCUAUUAUUUGUCUUAUAUAUUAUUUUUCUUGUGUAUUUUCUUUCUUUUAAAUAUAUAGUACUGAUAUAUAUUCUUUUUUUUAUAAUUUUAUAUGAAUUUAUUAUUAAAUCGUUUUUUUUUUUUUUAAUAUACAAAAAAUGUAAAGUUAUAUUAUGUUUUUAAGAAAAUCUUCCGACUCGAAUUUAAUUUUACUAUGCUACUAUUUAAAAGGCACUGCCAAUAUGACAUUUUUUUUAUGCAAUAUCUAUAUAAAUGAUAUAUUUCAUAAAAUAAAUUCACGUGGUACAUUAAAAAAAAAAGUGUAAAAAAAAAAAUAAAAUUCAUUUUCAAUUUUAAAUUAAAAGAAAAACUUUCCGUAAAUUUUUUAAUAAUUAAUUUAAAAAUAUUAACAGUUUAUUUGUCGAUGAAAAAAAAAAAAAAUACGAAACUCAUAUAAUAGAAUUGUUAUUAAUUAAAAUAAAUAAGUAGUCAUUAACUAGAGCUCUCAUGGCCAUAAUUGUCCAGUAAUUUUACAUUGGCUUUUUGUGGUAACUGUUUUAAUAUAUAUAUGGCCCAAUAUGUAUGCAAAAAUUGACCAAUGAAGCAGCUCAAAAAAAUAAAUAAAA